AUUUUAACGGUUUAAGACCACCGAACUCAUAAUUCAGGUAGGACUAUAGAAGGUCUGUGCCUGUAUUUAUUGAUUACUGCCUAAGGUAGUCAGUUGUGAACGCGGAGAACGUGUUCAGCCACUGAGUACAACUAGUGCUAGGUGCAUAACACGCGUCCCGACGCCAAAUCGUCGUGACUCGUGACCUGUUCUGCUGCUGUCACCCAUUCGUUUCUCGUCGCGUCCGCCUUUCGGAUCUUUCGGUUCCGAUUAAUUUUGCGUCCUCUUCCAUUUCUGUCGUCAUGAUGCGCCGGCGGUUAAGUUUCAUCGGUGGUGGAGAGUGUUGCGACCCAGGUGCACUCACUGAGAGCAUUGUCGAGUCUGACAUCCAGCGACAGAUACGUGACAGGUUUGACAACGAAUGCCCAUACUCAUUGACCAGGAAGUCUGUGCGGAACAGCCCCCGAGCGCGGAACUGCAACUCGCAAGUAUGGCAGGUGGCUGUCAACACAGUGGCCAAAAAGCGCGACACACUCAGGCGCAGUGUCAGCUCGGUGUUCAGGUCAAUGAAUAACCUCAGGACCGGAUUCAAAGUAGCUGCACAGAAAUUACGGCCAUCAACUAGACGUCGUUUUAAAUUGGAUGAGUCACCUCUGACUCCCAACACGCCCAGAACCAGGUCUAAGUGUUUGUUGGGCAGAACACCCACCAAGAUGUACAGUCCUUUUGCCAUUGAUACUCCACCAUCAUUGCGUAGGCGAUUUGCUUACAGAAGAAAUCAAAAUAUUGACACUGAAAGUAACAAAUCAGUGAAUGGGAAAAGUGAAUCUAACAGUUAUGAAACAACAAAUAAUGAAAAUAAGCACCCAACAAUCAAUUCAAAUAAAGAAGAUGAAAAUUAUGGAAGCUUAAUAUAAGUAUUAAUCCCUAAGAGAGUACUACCCAUUAUUGUAUUUUUUUGCAGGAAACUAGAUAUUAAAAGUAUACUGAAUGUAUACUGGCUACGUUGUUUUUGCAUAACACAUUUUACGUAUUAUUUUUGUACUAUCUAUUUUAAUUUUGAAAUAUUUGAAUUAAUGUUCCUUUCCAAUAUAAUUAGAAAACAUGGCAAUUAUAUUUUCUUUUUAAUCAUAAUCAUAUAAUUUAUUUGUUACAAAUAUUUAAUAUUAUAGUUUUUUUCUUUUUUGGUAACUAAUAAAUAUUCUGACAAAUUA
Messenger RNA from Myzus persicae (green peach aphid), 1193 nucleotides. RefSeq lists its product as uncharacterized. Bases 282 to 896 code for a protein of 204 amino acids. The transcript is spliced from 4 exons. The record is from RefSeq and is a predicted model, not a curated record. Lineage: Eukaryota; Metazoa; Arthropoda; Insecta; Hemiptera; Aphididae.